Messenger RNA from Cladocopium goreaui, 3774 nucleotides. Lineage: Eukaryota; Dinophyceae; Suessiales; Symbiodiniaceae. The record is from the annotation of a GenBank genome assembly.
AUGGCAUUUGUCUUCGGUGCAAGCCAACUCAAAGGUGAUGCUCAAUGGCGCCAAGAUAAGGCAGGGCAGUGGCCAGCGAAGCAACGUUUCCACGAAGUUCUCACGGCAAAUGUGCUGGGCCAAAACGCCAUGGAGGAAGAUGCUCGCGUGGUAAGGCUGUUUUCUUCAGAACGGCAGAGGAACCACAUCCAGACCAACAAGUACACAUGGUACAAUUUUCUCCCGAAGAAUCUACUGGAGCAAUUCAGUCAAUCUGGGAAUCUAUAUUUUUUGAUGGUGGCUGUUGGACAGCUGAUACCCUCCAUCAGCAACACCCAGGGAAAGCCUGCAACGUUACUGCCUCUCAGUGCUGUUGUCUCCAUGCAAGCAGUGAAAGAUUUGUUCGAAGACUCAGCACGAGUCCAGUCAGAUAAAGUCGAGAAUAACCGCACGACCAUCAUGGUCGACAGCGGCCUGAACGAGACGGCCAUUGCUUGGGGCGAUGUCUCACCUGGGAUGGUGCUGAAGGUCAUGGAUGGAGAGCGGAUCCCUGCUGACUGCUUAUUAUUGGUCUCAUCUCGACCGGAUGGCCAUUGUUGUGUUGAAACUGCCAAUUUGGAUGGCGAGACAAAUCUGAAGAAGAAAGCAGCUGCUAUGACCUCGGAGGAGUUCCAUGAUGCGGCUUGGAACUGUCGGAGGAUUGGGCCUGGAUGCUCGCCCAGUCUUCUGUGUGAAGCGCCCAACGGAGACCUGUACUCCUUUAAAAGCUCAUUGUGUCUGGCCGAGGAACAGUCACGGGGUCUGGGUAUUGGCAGUUUGUUGUUGCGUGGGACUUCCUUGCAACAGACGCAGUGGGUCUACUGCAUGGCUGUCUACGUGGGAAAGGAAACGAGAAGUUUCAAGAACACCCGAGCAGCGCGGUUCAAGGGUAGCGCCCUGGAUGAGAUCCUCAACAAAGUGGUGGCCAUGAUCUUUGGGGCCCAAAUUGGCAUUUGCAUUCUCAUCUCUAUCUGCAGCCUUUUUUGGCAAGGUUUAGCUGGACAUCGCAUCUGGUAUUUGGAAGGAGUUCCCAGGUAUUUGAAUCCUUUUCGACAGGUUGGCAUUUGGUUUCUGAUGCUGAAUAGCGUGGUGCCUAUAUCUUUGAUGAUCACCACCACCGUCGUGAAAUUCGCUCAGGGGAAGAUGAUGGAAGAGGACACCGGUUCUUUUAGCAAAGGUCGAAAGGCCCAGGUCCACACCAGUCAAGUCAUCGACUCUCUGGGCAAAGUCACGCACGUUUUCUCUGACAAGACUGGCACGCUUACGCAGAAUAUCAUGGAAUAUAAAGGUUGUUCCGUGGGACAGAUCUAUGGCCUUGAAGGUCUUCGAGAUACCGUCCUGCACGAUGCUCAUGUACAUAUGGAUGCCACGUAUUUGUCGAAAGCCCUGAAGGGGCUCGACGGUGGCAAGCGAGAGACCUUGACGUCAUUCUUCAUGUGCCAUGCCUUGUGCCACACCGUGGAACCUGCCAGCUCGUCUGAAGCUCCCUACAACGCUUCCUCACCAGAUGAGUUAGCACUUGUCUGUGCUGCUCGAGCGCUUGGUUUAGAGUUCUUGCGGCUUGCUGAGAAUCAAAUGCAGCUCGGGGUCAGCAAAGUUUUCACAGAUCUUCUUGGACCCUUUGGCUACAAUGGCAGUGGUCCUUUCCAAGCUGAGCUUCUGGAUGUCUGCGAGUUUGACAAUGUUCGAAAGCGGAUGUCCGUCCUUCUCCGAAUGCCGAGCGGGGAAAUCCUGCUCUACGUGAAAGGCGCCGACAGCUCCAUCUUGCCACACGUGCUGGAGCAGGCGGCCAAAGAGCAGUGUGACAGUCAUCUUCUCACAUUCGCUCGACAAGGUCUUCGCACUUUGUGCCUGGCAGAGCGUGUCCUGAGUGAGGAGGAGUUUCAGGACUGGCACAGCCGCUUCAAAAAAGCCAAGGCUACGAUAACUGAGGAUCGAGCUGACCUGAUCCACGACUUGUCCAAUGAAGUGGAGACAAAAAGGCCGGUGAAGUUGUUGGGCGCCACGGCAAUCGAUGACAAGCUGCAAGAGGAGGUCCCAGAAACCAUCGAGCAGCUCCGACACGCAGGGGUACGCGUAUGGGUGCUCACCGGUGACAAGGUGGACACUGCGAUUUCCAUCGCCAUGUCGUGCAAACUGCUCACUGAAGAUAUGAAUAACUUCAUCAUUGACAACACCACCGAGCAAAGGAUCACUGACAUCCUGCAAGAUGCCUUGGAAGCUGAGAGUCCGGCGCUGACCAUCGAAGGAUCCAAAUUGAUCGACGCCAUGGAAGAUGAUGAAAGCCGCUCUUUGCUCUUUCACGCGGGACAGCGAUGCAGAUCCGUGGUUUGCUGCCGCGUGUCACCAAAGCAGAAGGCAGAUGUUGUUGACUUGGUAAAACUCAUGGAUGAAAAAGCGGUGACUCUGUCAAUUGGUGACGGAGCGAACGAUGUCUCUAUGAUCGUGGCAGCCCACGUUGGAGUCAGCCUGUGUGGCAAGGAGGGUGCUCAAGCUGCACGCAGCGGAGACUUCGCACUGGCAGAGUUCCGGCUGCUGCGUCGUGCUGUCUUUGGCCAUGGCCGAGAAGCCUACAGACGAAAUUCCAUGGUUUGUCUCUACACCUUUUACAAGAACCAGGUGGAUGUGUUGAUCACGAUCUUAGCAUCUGCGAGCAACGCGUUCUCUGGUGCCAAUGUGGUGAGUCCUUGGUUGAUGCAAGCAUACAACAUCCUGCAUUGCCACCUGCCCAUCUUCGUCUACGGUAUGUUCGACAGGGUUGCCGAGCUGGAUGUAUUGGAAAUGGAUCCGAAAGGUCACUCGCCAUAUCUUUUUGGCCUUGAUAUCCAGUUCUUAUGGAUGGCCACGGCAGUUGUGCAAGCGCUGAUCAUUACGGUUACGUGGUCUGAAACGAUGGAUGGAGUCACAGGCGUCCACGGCCCUGACCUGGCGCAGAGUUCGCUGCUGGGCAAUCUCUGCUUCGCCUCGGUGGUGCUCUGCGUCAACGUGACGUUGGUCUUUCGCCAGUACAGCUGGCCGUGGAUGAUCAUCGCUUGCUACGCCAGUAACAUUUUUUGUCUCGUGGCCAGUAUGAUGGUUUGCGUCAACGGCAUGUCGGAAAUCCUUGGUCCCAACUGGCUUCGCGUCAGCUUAACUGUGAUUAUCUCACUCGCCAUGACAACGCUGGUGGGAGAAGUCAUGGUCAGCUUCAUGGAGGUCUUUGACCAGGAAAGCAGUGAGCAGCCCAUGGCUGCCACAGUGCCUGCAGUCGAAACGACGCAGCAGCCCUUCGUCGAAACGGCGCGACCCAGCACCGUACACUGGAGUCGGCCGAGCCACGGAUUUGCAUACUCCGAGGAGUGCACCUUCGAAAGAGAGAAAGGUCGACUGUGGCAUUCGAAAACGGACAGCAUGCUGUUUAACAAGGUAUAUUCCGAACAUUCUCCAGCGCUCCCGCGCUCCACACUAGCGACUGUUGCCAUGUCGAGAUUCCCGGGGUCAAGACAAUGGGGGGAAAGUGGAGAUGGCAUCGAGCUGAGCUUCGUUCAGCGAUCUCGGAGCCUGGCGGUGCCGCAUCACACGCUGAAUCACAGGAGCUGGUGACUGGUGACUGGUGACAGCGUCAUCAGCGCCAUCGGUGCCAUCGGUGCCAGUCUCCAUGAUCUCGGUCUCCAUCACCCUGAGAGCCAAAGAGCCUCAAGUUUGUCAAGUUUGUCAAGUGCCAAUGUGUCACCGGAACCCGGUCGCUUCGUCUCAAAGUGCAUCGCUUAUCCAAAA